AGAAGAUGGCAGUGAACGUAUAUUCAACAUCAGUCACCAGUGAUAACCUAAGUCGACAUGACAUGCUGGCCUGGAUCAAUGAGUCUCUGCAGCUGAAUCUGACGAAGAUCGAACAGUUGUGCUCAGAUUUUAUUUAUUUGUCAGAGAGAGAGAGACAGAGGCAGGCAGAGGAAGCAGGCUCCUUGUGGGACUCGAUCCCAGGACCCUCGGAUCAUGACCUGAGCUGAAGGCAGACGCUUAACUGACUGAGCCACCCAGGCGUCCCCAUUGUGGUUUUUUUUUCUAUGCGUAUAUAUAUUAGAGUGGCUAUUUUUAUAUAUAUGAAGACAUUUUAUGGGGGCUGCCUACUGUCAGUUUAUGGACAUGCUGUUCCCUGGCUCCAUUGCCUUGAAGAAAGUGAAAUUCCAGGCUAAGCUAGAACAUGAAUACAUCCAGAACUUCAAAAUACUACAAGCAGGUUUUAAGAGAAUGGGUGUUGACAAAAUAAUUCCUGUGGACAAAUUAGUAAAAGGAAAGUUUCAGGACAAUUUUGAAUUUGUUCAGUGGUUCAAGAAGUUUUUUGAUGCAAACUAUGAUGGAAAAGACUAUGACCCCGUAGCUGCCAGACAAGGUCAAGAAACUGCAGUGGCUCCCUCCCUUGUUGCUCCAGCUCUGAACAAACCGAAGAAACCUCUCAGCUCUAGCAGUGCAGCUCCACAGAGGCCCAUUGCAACACACAGAACUACUGCAACCCCUAAGGCUGGCCCGGGUGUGGUGCGAAAGAAUCCUGGUGUGGGCAACGGGGAUGACGAAGCAGCUGAAUUGAUGCAGCAGGUCAACGUAUUGAAACUUACCGUCGAAGACUUGGAGAAAGAAAGAGAUUUCUACUUUGGAAAGCUAAGGAACAUUGAAUUGAUUUGCCAGGAGAACGAGGGGGAAAACAACCCAGUAUUGCAGAGGAUCGUGGACAUUCUCUAUGCCACAGAUGAAGGCUUUGUGAUACCUGAUGAAGGGGGCCCACAGGAGGAACAAGAAGAGUAUUAAUGGCCUGGACCAGCAGAGCAACAUCCGAAUUCUUCACUCCAAAUCAUGUGCUUAACUGUAAAAUACCCCCUUUUAUUAUUCUUAGAGGACUCACUGGUUUCUUUUCAUGAGCAAACAGUACCUCUUCUUAAAGUGCACUUUGCAGAAGUUUCACCCCUUUUCCAAUGAGUUUGAGUUAGGAGCUUUUACCCUGUAGCAGAGCAGUAUUAACAUCUAGUUGGGUCACCUAGGGAACAAAGAGGCUGACCAUGGGGCUCACCGUGUGGACGCUGGUAACACUGAUUGCUGGAGAAGGUGUUUUUAUGUGAUACUCUGAGGUGGAAACCUCAGUAGAGAAAUGUAAAGACUGAUUUGAAUUUUAAGCUAAUGUGAAAUCUUGGCAGAGAACGUUUUAAUAAAUAAAUGCCUUAAGAGUAUUUAAAAUAUGCUUCCAUAUUUCAAAAUAUAAAAUGUAACAUGACAGGAGAUUUUACAUGUUUGACAUUGUAUCUGGGAAGGAAGAAGGGCCAGACCUCUGGACCUUCGGAAUCUGCUGUUCACAGGCCUUGCAGGGCUGCUUGAAUCCUCAAAGACCUAGACCUUGGCCCAAAAGGAAAGUUUAAAAAGUUGCUCUGUGAAGCCAUUUGGUGUCCUUGACCAGUAGUAUCCCUGCUCUAAGAAGUAAGAGGCAUUGUUGCCUGGAUGAAUAGAGGGUGUGUUUCAGCCCUGGGAUGUUUGAGUUGAAGAGCUUGAAUUUCAUUGAACAUUUCUCUGACGAUUUUUUCCAGUUAUCCCUGAAAUUUCUAUGUAUUGUGUUUCUUGGGGAAUGAGGUAUGUCCAGUUUUUAAAUCUAACAACUACUUUUGGGGACUUGCCCACAUCUCUGGGAUUUGAAUGGGGGUCGUGUCCCAUUUUACUGUCUUUUAAGUUUACAUUGAACAUGUUUCUCUUCUCUGCUCCCCUCGCCCACUGGGGACUCCUCUUUGGCUCCUUAAAGUUUGCUGCUUAGAGUGUAAGUUCAGCAGGCAGGUGGUCACGCUACAAGUUCUUUCUGGACUUCUGGCAAAGGGAGUGACCAUUGAAGGCCAUCGCUACCUUGGGAUCUGCAAGGCUGGGUGUUCUCGGUACCUGCUGUCCACCGCCCUCCACUGUUAUCAGAAUACUUUGCCAGUGCACUAAUCUCUUUGGAGAUAAAAUUCGUUAGCGUGUUACUAAAUGUUAAUUUUCUUUUGCAGAAGAUACAGUACCGUGUCUGAAUUAAUUAUUAAUAUUUAAAAUAUUUCAUUCCUUAACUCUUCCUCAUUUGCUUUGCCCCUAGCCUAUUCAGUUCCUUUGUUUGGCAGAAUUCUGCAAAAUGUGUGUCACCCACUACUGAGAUUGUUCAGUCCCUGAUGUAUUUGUAUUGAUUUGUUCCUGGUGGUAGCUUGUCCUAAAAUGUGUGUAGAAAGCAGAUAUUUUAUGAUAAAAUUGUUGUGUAGUGCAUGCUCUGUGUGGAAUUCAGAGGAAAACCCAGAUUCAGUAAUUAACAAUGCCAAAAAAUGCAAGUAACUAGCCAUUGUUCAAAUAACAGUGGUGCUAUUUCUCUUUUGUGGCCUUUUAGACUUUUGUUGCCCUAAAAUUCCAUUUUUUUGGGAACCCAUUUUCCACCUGGUCUUUCUUGACAGGGUUUUUUUCUACUUUAAACAGUUUCUAAAUAAAAUUCUGUAUUUCAAGAGUGUCAUGUCUUCUGAAAUUUGUCUUGUCCUGGGUAUAUUCUUUUAGGUUCAAAUGGUAAGGUACCGAUUCUUCUUUCUUAAAUUCAGAGUGAUCUUUUCAGUCUUCCGCUGUUUUUUCAAAUGUACUUAUUUCUAAGCCUGUUCCUUUUUUCUCCGUUCUUCACAUUUCUCAGUCUCCUGCUGUUAGACAUUCUCAUGUUACCGUGAGAGGUCUUUGAGAAGCCCAAGGCUUGGCCCCGCAGCCUUGAAGCCUUUUCGGGCGGAUUCCUCCUGAGAACUGCCGCAGCACAGUGCUGGCUGGCUGCCCCGGGGAGAUGCUUCCCCCCUCCCCUGAAAGUAUGUUUCAGAGGCAGUGACCACGGUCUGAAUCUAUGAAAUAGCCUGGAAUUGUCAUCAUUUUCCCCUCCCUUUUAAAAUUCUAUGCUAUAAGAAAUGAGUUCAAAAGGAGACUUGCUGCCAUUUUCAGUAUGAAGUAAAGUUAAAUGGGUAGGAGGUAGUUUCUGUAUGAUCUUUAGGGUUCUUGCCACACUUAUGGAUGCUCUGUAAACCCAACUUGAUGAUUUUGCCUAGGGUUAAAUCCACGUUACUUCCCCUAGAAAUUAGUGGUAUGGUACCUUUCUUGAAAUGUUGUGCACCUUCAGAAGGAAUUUGGCACCCCACGUGUUGGCAGUCUACAAGAAGAUACCUCCAGGCAUGCUUGGAGUUGGUGAAGAUACUAUAUAUAGGGUAACGUCAACUAAGAAGUUACCUUGGAAGGAGUGAAGCUGAUCCUCUGUGUACCUCUGGCCUAAGUCUAUUGACCUUGUUCUUUAGGCUGAGGCCUAUAAAGUCUUGAUAGGACUAGUUCAGGUUAGGUCACUUGGUGCAGUUAACUUGAAUAAGCUGUUUGGUUUGCUUGGCGAGUUCUCUGUUGCUUGAGGAAAGGUAAACACAUGGGUCCUCUGGCUGGACUGGGAUUUAUGAUUCACUCAGGCUGGUGGUCCUCAAACUAAUGGGCUUCAGAAUCACCUGGGGAACUUGACUGACGUAUUUCUGAAGUCCAUCUCCAGAAAUUGAGUCGGAAGAUUGAAAAUCUGCAUUUUACUAUGUAUCUCAGGCGACAUGGGCUUGAUGUAGCCCUCAGACUUGUACUUUGGCCUUACAUACGUGCCUACAAGUUCAAGUCUGAUUCUGAUGGGGGAACAUCAGAUUUGAGUCCUUGCAGGUCCCUCCUAACUUUGUGACUUCUCAGCUAAUUGAUCUCUCUUGUUCUGACCUGCAAAAUGGGGAUGAUGAUGUUGGCCGAAGAGCCUCACUCACUGGGUACUUGUUGGGAUCAGUAUGAGCUGCUAGAAAAAGCAGCCACAACGUUAGAAAGCCCCGCAUAGGUUCUUCAGAUCAGCUGACAUUCUCUAGAAUUUCUAGAUCUGAAAAGUUUAGGACAGGGUUUUUGUAUCCUGAAAAUUCAGGAGGGCACUGCUUAAGAUAGGCUUCCAGUACUUUGUAAAGUAAGUAACAAGUUCCUUUACUGUUUCUUUUUCAGCUUGGUGGUGGUAUUGAGGAGUCCAGCUCCUUUAGGUUUUCAGAUUAUGAUUUUCAUCCUGUUUUUCCUGAGGGAAAUUGAAGUCUAAACACACAUUUCACCAUUUUCUUUGAAAUGAAGAUUCAGUGAUUCAGUAAUUCACAUUCAUUGAUUUAAAAACUUGUAUUUUCUUCAAGGUGUACUCUCUAGAAUGUAAUAUGGUGUUGGACAGGAAGCAGUUUUGCUAUAACCAAAGUGACUCUAGAGAAGUUUUUCUUUAAGGAGUAUUUUACAAGGUUUGGUAUGAGGAGCUCCUUUUGUGAUAUUUACCACAGUUCACCAUAGUCCACAAACACAACCUAGGCUUUAAGCCUGAUGAACCUAAUGAGAUCAGUGCGGGUGACCCAAAUCUGGCUGGUGUCAACAGAGCGCAUGGAAGUAGAAGUAAUGGCUUGAACCACACUGACCCUGAGCCUGUGGUCAGUGUUGAGGUAGAAUUUAGGACGAUGUCCUACUUUUGAGUUCACACAGUGUAGGUUAGCCACCAAAGCCUAGAACUUUGUAGAUGGUAUCAAGAGAGAGAGUUAGAAUUGCAGAGUGAUCUGUCAGCAGUUGGCAGUUCUGUCACAUCUUACCUUAAAAAUUAAAAAAAAAAUUCCUCCCUUUUCCUGGUUUAUUUGAAGUGUUUUCCCCAGUCUGCAGGUAUUGUUGGGAUUGGCUGGGUGCAGGCAUGAGCAAGAGGAGGAAGAGGAAUUUAUUCUUUUUACUAACCCUAACCCUAACUUUAGUUCUGGUUGUAGAAUGAGAUUUGGGAAGUUGGUAGGUGUGAUUCAGCCCAUCUGGGUAAGUCUUAACAGAGCUGGCUUUAUGGUUCCUCCUAGUUUUCAGUGGGGGCAGAGAGGAGUUUCUAAGAUUCAGCCUUAGCGUGUGAGUCACAAAAUUGCAGUGUAGACUAUUAAAGUCAAGUCCAGGGUUAAGCAUACAAGUGGGUAGACUGAAUGUAUAAAGGGAGUGUGUGGCUUGAGUCCUCUGACCUUUACCAAAAUGAACGAGGGAGUCAGUGGGACCAGCAGUUGAGACCACGGUCCUCCUCCAGGCCUGCAUCCCAGGUCUCCAGAGCACAGUUUUUCAUUGGUUCAGUGGGGAGUGGGCCAAGGAUGGUUUCCCCAAGAUCUCUUUUGGACCAGAGACAGUUACUUAGGUCUGUGAAAAGCUGAUCUCAGAAAAGAAUGGAGGAGUGCCUAGUUCUGGCAAAUGAUGCCCCUGGGGCCAGUUUUCAUCAGGAGAGGGACAGCUUUGGUUCAGAGAAAAACACGAUCUUUCUUAGCAUCAGCUGCAUACACUUUGUAUGUGGAAGUUUGAAAAAAUUCUCACAAUGAAAUUGUAAAGUGUACAAUUUCUCUGUGUUUUAAUAAAAGUUUUGACUCUAGGGGUGCCUGGGUGGCUCAGUUGGUUAAGCAUCUGACUCCCGAUUUCAGCUCAGGUCAUUUUAUUUUUUAGAGAGGGAGAGAGAAGGGUGGGGAGGGGCAGAGGGAGAGGGAGAGAAAGAAUCCCAAGCAGGCUCCAUGCCCAGUGUAGAGCCCAAUGUGGAGCCCAGCAUGGGGGCACCAUCUCACAACCCUGAGAUCAUGACCUGAACCAAACUAAGAGUUGGUCACCUAGCUGACUGAGCCACCCAGGUGCCCCCAGCUCAGGUCUUGAUCUCAGGGUUGUGAGUUCAAGCCCUGCAUCGAGCUCCACGCUGGGCAUGGAGCCUACUUUUAAAAAAAGUUUGUAAAAGAAGCUUUGACAGGAGAAGUAACAAGUAGUUUAACACGCAUUUGGCUGCAAGCUGCAGGGAGAGCUUUGCUAAUACAGCAGUCCCACCGUAGCUGCAGAGGAUACAUUUCCAAGACCCCCAGUGGAUGCCCGAAACCGCAGCUAGUACUGAUUCCUCUGUGUACUACGUUUUUUCCUAUACAGACAUACUUAUGAUAAAAUAAUUUAUAAAUCAGGCACAGUAAGAGAGUAGCAACAACUAAUAAUAGAACAAAUGGAACAGUAUACUGUAAUAAAAGUUCAAUGAAUAUGGUCUCUCAGAGGAUCUUAGUGUGCCAUCCUCCCCCCUUCUUGUGAUGAUGGGAGAUGGUGAAACGUCCAUGUGUGGAGGUGAAGUCAGGCGAAUGACGUAGGCACUGUGACGUAGUGUUAGGCUACUGUUGACCUUUGCUUCCAGGCCGCAGUUGGCUGUGGGUGACAGGCCGUGGAGAGUGAAUCUGUGGGGAAGGCGGCCUGCUGUACGCCCAUCCCCGAAUCGCCGUGUAGUACAAGACUCUAGAUAUGCUGCACUGGGAUCUGCUGUGGCUUAUCCUAGUUGGGUUUGAGUGACCUGCAGGUUCCUUUCCUCCCUUCCUUGCUCACCAGUAGUUCUACUACGUUUGUAUUCAUAGUUCUCAUAUGGGGGCCCUGUUGAUUUAUUUUGAGGUAGUUCUAGUGAUUUUAAGGUCUGUCAUACCUCAUGGUCCAUCUGGAUUUUAGCAUUCUAAAGGUUUCUAACCCAAUACUACCUUUUUUUUUUUUUUGGUAUUUUAUAUGUUUUUCUAUAGAAGGAUGGGAGAGUUAAAUGUAUAAUUACAUAUGACUGCUGUUUUUAGUUUAAAAUCUGAAUCCUGCAUGGUUGAAUGGAAUAAACUGUUUGUGUUUUUUACAGGUAGCUGUAGGCUAUCCCAGCUUGCCUCUGUGUGCACCACCCUCCCUAUUAAUUUUAAAGGCUGAGAGAAGAAGUAAUUCAAUGUUGAAUGAAAUAAAAAUAAUUAAAAAAAAUUUCCUAAGAAUUUCUAAUUCUGUGAUUUAAUAUUUUCCCCCCAGUCCUUAAGAAGUGUUUUCUUUUGGGGGGAGGAGGUGGGUAAGUACUUAAUGAAGCACAUUGAGAAUAUGUUUUUUUUUUUUAAAUCCUGGUAUUUUGAAAUCUUUGGCAUUUGAACUGUGUUAAAGAUUUAUUUUAGAGAGUGUAGGGGUGGGGAGGGGCAGAGGGAGAGAAUCCCAAACAGACUCCUUGCUGCAAGUGGGGCUUAACACAGGGGCUCCAUCCCACGACCUGAGCUGAAAUCAAGAGUCAGAUGCUUAACUGAGCCACCCAGGGGCCCCUAGGAGAUUUUACUUGUGAACAUCUUCCUUCCCACUUCUAUUUUUAGUUUUUUGGGUUUUGUUUUGUCUUGUUGUGUCUUUUGGUUUUUUAACCUGAGUUAUUGAUGGUCAUAUUUUCAUUCUUUUUAGGUGGGAGUUUUCUGAGCUUUCUUUACCUAAAGAGUGGAAUGCAUCUUAAUAUUUCCCCUUUUUUCUCCUGUUUCUUCCCAGGGAAGGAGAAAUAUAUUUAUUAUGACAAUUUAGCAUAUUUUAGGCUCAUAUCGAAAAAUUGACAAGUGCAGGAAUACAUAGAUGUAUGUAUGAAAGCCAACAAGAGUGGGAAACAGUCAAAUGUGGAGCCAUUCGCCUUGUUUUCUUUUUUCAGUAAAUCCUUCUAGUAUUAAUACCUAGUUUAAUAAAACUGAUUUUAAAGAGUUGUACCUUUUAUGACAUUUCAUUGAACCACUCUACUUUUAAUAUUCUACAGUGUGACAAAAUUGUGUCUCCAUUAUUGAUGAAACGGGAGCAGACUUUUUCUUUUUUUGUGUGUUGGUGUUGUCUUUGUGGUAUAGAUCUGGGGAGAAUGUCUUGUUUGGUGGUAAAUUAACAUUUUGGUAACAUCUAGGUCACGAAAUAGGAUUUAACCUGGGUAUCUUUAAACCCGGGUAUCCAUGUCCCUGGUUGAAAUCUUCCCAACAGAUUUAUCUUUGACCAAGUCACCCUGUUGUGUUGUGCCAUGGACCAAGAUUGAACAGUGCUGCAUCUAGUCCAGGGCUCUCUGAGGUUAGAUCGAAGGACCCCCAUCCACAAUGCUCUUGUAGCCUUCCUCUUGUCAAAGAAUUGGAGCUCACGCAGAGGACAGCAUGGAGAGCUCCUGUGCCUUCCGUGUCCCAACUGUGGGGGCCAAUUGGCCUUUUGGUUUUGGUGAAUCCUCCUUUAUAAGGCCCCCUGGCAUUUCGCACCGUUUCCGUGAGAGGUGGGCACUGUGCUGUGUAUGUCCUACGGGGCAUGUUGUACUCAUACUUGUCCUGUCUGUGCUGUAGCUCCUGUCGUUGCUGUAAGCUCAACUUUUAUCAAUAAAGAGAAUGUCUCACAUCGGAUGAAA
Mirounga angustirostris (Northern elephant seal) is the source of this 8428-nucleotide messenger RNA. It is a transcript of the gene MAPRE1, whose product is annotated as microtubule associated protein RP/EB family member 1. Bases 334 to 1023 code for a protein of 229 amino acids. NCBI's taxonomy places the organism in Eukaryota, Metazoa, Chordata, Mammalia, Carnivora, Phocidae. The transcript is spliced from 7 exons. Gene Ontology annotation, biological process: protein localization to microtubule; regulation of microtubule polymerization or depolymerization; spindle assembly. The record is from RefSeq and is a predicted model, not a curated record. Gene Ontology annotation, cellular component: microtubule organizing center; cytoplasmic microtubule; microtubule plus-end. Gene Ontology annotation, molecular function: microtubule plus-end binding.